CACCUAACAAGUUAUUUAAUUAUUCUGUGUUUUUUUAUUUUUCUAUUUUAAUGUUUAAAAAAAUAUAUGUACAACUUCCGGCACUACGCUGUCUUAUUUUGAAGCUAAAAUCUACCAUUUCCGGUCGGCCUCUCUCUGUCUACCUUGACGCAUCUCUCCCUCUCCCCGGUGCGCCUGAACUCCGAUACCUGUCAUCGCAGAGCGCGUCCAGCAGAAGAGGGGACGCAGACGCACUGGGGACCGCCAGGUCCUAUUUAACUUUACUUUUCCCGUUUAUUAAAACUUGUGCGCCACACCCCUCUCCCAUUCUCUCAUCCUUUUUUUUUUUUUUUUUUUUUGAUUCACCCUGCCGUGAGUUGGAUAUCGACAGUGGUUGGGGGGCGGAGGAGGCUGAGGACCAGCGGGCUGCUCUCAGAUGGAGCACCAGGGCUCCGGGAGCUCAGGGCGCACGGCGAACCCGGAGUGAGGAACGCUGGUGGAUGGACGCUGCUCCCCGGUUUAGGCUGCUCACAGCACGGCAAUGAUGGGCAUCCAGGAGCCAGACCUGCAUGAGCACCGAGGACCAACGCAGGCGGAAGACGAUGAGGAGAAGGAGGGGGAGAGGGUGCAUGUGUCAGUUGAGGGGGAAGAGGGGGACCAGGAGGAAGAGGAGGAAGAGGAGGAGGACGAGGAGGAAAGGGAUGAGCUGCCGUACCCCACUCUGGCGCCGGUGGUUCUUUUGGCUCUGACCCAGACCAGCCCACCCCGCUCCUGGUGCCUUCGAGCCGUCUGCCACCCAUGGUUCGAGCGAGUGAGCAUUUUGGCAAUCCUGCUCAACUGUGUAACCCUGGGGAUGUUCCAGCCCUGUGACCGCACCCCCUUCCUGCUGCAGGCUCUGGACGACGGGAUCUUUGUGUUUUUCGCCGGCGAAAUGGUGGUGAAAAUGGUCGCUCUCGGGGUCAUAGGUCAGAGCGGUUACCUAGGCGACACAUGGAACAGAUUGGACUUCUUCAUUGUUAUAGUGGGAAUGCUGGAGUACUCACUGGACGGACACAACGUCAGCCUGUCAGCGAUACGGACGGUGCGGGUUCUCCGCCCACUGAGAGCCAUCAACAGAGUUCCCAGUAUGCGUAUCCUGGUGACCCUCCUGCUAGACACGCUUCCCAUGCUGGGCAACGUGCUGGCGCUGUGCUUCUUCGUCUUCUUCAUCUUCGGCAUUGUCGGCGUACAGCUGUGGGCGGGGCUCCUGAGGAACCGGUGUUUCAUCGGAGAGGAUGUCAAGAUGAAGUACAACAUUUCUUUCCUGAAUGGCUACUAUCGGCCCGAUGGCACCGAGGACCACCCCUUCAUCUGCUCAAUGGAACGAGAUAACGGGAUGCUUCGGUGCACUGACGUGCCUCGCCGCCGUGUGGGCAGGACCUCCUGCCUCCUGAGCCCAGAGGAGGCCCAUCCAGAGAUAGGACUAAGAGUAGAUGAGUCGGUGUCAUGUGUGAACUGGUACCAGUACUACAACGAGUGUCGGUCCGGGGAAGUUAACCCACACAAAGGAGCUAUUAACUUUGAUAACAUUGGAUAUGCAUGGAUCGCCAUUUUUCAGGUGAUCACUCUUGAAGGAUGGGUGGACAUCAUGUACUACGUCAUGGAUGCACAUUCCUUCUACAACUUCAUCUACUUCAUUUUCCUUAUCAUAGUGGGCUCCUUCUUCAUGAUCAACCUGUGCCUGGUCGUCAUAGCAACACAGUUUUCCGAAACGAAGCAGAGAGAGCACGCCUUAAUGAAGUCGGAGCAGCACGCUCGCCAGCUCCACCAGUCGGCUUCAACGCUGGCCAGCGACAGCCAACCAGGAAGCUGCUACGAGGAGAUCAUCCGCUACCUGGCGCACCUGGGCCGCAAGGCCUGGAGACGAGUCUCCCGCGUCUACACCCAGGCACGCCCACACUUUCACUGUGCGUGCAUGUGCCAGAAAGACCGAGGGGGUGGAACGGCCAGAGGGGGCGCAGUUGGGGAAAUGAACGGACUUGCCCACCGGCACUCGGGCCACGUCCCCAACGACCUGUCACACCUGCAUCAGCUCUACCAUCAGCAUCACCAGCACCACCACCAGAAUCACCAGCCCCAGUCGGAGCCUGCUGUCAGGAACGGGGUCAGCGGUUUUAAUUACCCCUUCAUAUCACCCCUCUUCAGUCACCUGGACGCAAAGGGCCAGGUCCAGAAGAGGCAGGCUGCCGCAGACUCCAUCAACAGCAGACUUCCACAGCUGGUGUUGGAGCAUGGUGGGUGUGCAGGGCAUCCUGCGUUGCCACUGCCAGGUGAGGUCCCCGGAGACUCCGCAGUGUGCCCGUAUUGCAUCUACUACAACCAACUUAGCGACACCGAAAAUGUUAAUGAGAGGCCUGAGGACCAGCAACAUGGGCACAGCAAUUCGUGCCGAGGCAACUACCCCUGUCAUAGCGACAGUCCGUGUGACUGUAGCAGCCCGUGUCACGGUGAUGAGUCCGAGCCAAGGAAAAGGCUGUGGGAGCGCUGCUGGGCGGGACUGCAGGUUAAACUGGAGCUUAUUGUUGGCAGCAGAUACUUCAGCAGAGGAAUCAUGAUUGCCAUUCUUAUUAACACGCUGUCGAUGGGAAUAGAGUAUCACGAGCAGCCACAGGAGCUGACAGAUAUCUUGGAGAUCAGUAACAUGGUGUUCACCAGCCUCUUCAGUCUCGAGAUGCUGCUGAAAGUCCUGGCUCUCGGGCUCUUUGGCUACAUCAAGAACCCUUACAACGGCUUCGACAGCAUCAUUGUCAUCAUCAGUGUGUGGGAGAUCGUGGGCGAGGCUGAGGGAGGCUUGUCUGUGCUGCGUACCUUCCGUCUGCUGAGAGUCUUGAAGCUGGUUCGCUUCCUUCCUGCCCUGAGGAGGCAGCUGGUGGUGCUGAUGAAGACCAUGGACAACGUGGCCACGUUCUGCAUGUUGCUGAUGCUUUUUAUAUUCAUCUUCAGUAUCCUGGGGAUGCAUCUGUUCGGCUGUAAAUUUGGUUUGAGGCAAGACAGCGGCGAUACUUUACCCGACAGAAAAAACUUUGACUCUCUGCUCUGGGCGACUGUCACUGUGUUUCAGAUCCUCACCCAGGAGGACUGGAACGCGGUGCUCUAUAACGGGAUGGCGUCCACCACGCCGCUGGCUGCGCUCUACUUCGUGGCCCUCAUGACCUUUGGCAACUACGUCCUCUUCAACUUGCUCGUCGCCAUUUUGGUUGAGGGCUUUCAGGCGGAAGGCGAUGCCAACAGAUCGGAAGCCGAUGACGAGGGACAAUCCCUCUGUUACGAGGAUGAGGAGAAGUUGAGAGAGCUGUACGCUGCAGAACUCAAGAUCCAGGCCAUGAUGCUCAGCCCCAACGGGCUCCUGAACCCAAAAGCCUCCAGGCCCCCUCCUCCUCCCCCACCUCUGCCAGUCAUCACACACACUGCAGCCACGCCCACCAUGAACUCCAGCCAGUCGCGCCGGACGAGCGGCGCUUCCAUGGACAUCAGCUGCUUCGAGCUGAGGUCGCCGUUGUCCUCGCAGUCUCUGUGGGAGAGCGGCCCAGAGAGCCGGCGCUCCAGCUGGACCAGCAUCGGCCGAGCCCCGAGCCUCCACAGGAAGAGCCAGUCGGGAGAGAUGGAGUCCCUGCUGUCCGACACUCACACGAGCUCCGACCUCAGCAGCAGGGAGCAGUCUCUGGACCAGUCCGAGUACCUGCAGGUUCCCAUGCUCCACUCGCCCGACUGCAACGGCUCCACCUUCCACUUCGACGACGCCCCCCUGACCUUACACUACUACAGUGACCAAGAAGAGGAAGAGCCAGAGGAGAGUUUAUGUAAGAAGCUGAAGAAGAUGCUGGAGCCAUAUGAGCCUCAGUGGUGCCUGGAGCAUGAAGAGUGGUCCCUCUAUUUGUUCGCUCCACACAACAAGUUGAGGCUGUGGUGUAAGAAGGUCAUAGGUCACAAGAUGUUUGACCACGUCGUCCUCCUUUUCAUCUUCCUCAACUGUAUCACAAUCGCCCUGGAGAGACCUGACAUACAGCCCAACAGCAUGGAGCGCGUGUUUCUCAGCGUGUCUAAUUACAUCUUCACCGUGAUCUUCGUGGGUGAAAUGAUGAUCAAGGUGGUCGCUAUGGGCAUGUACUUUGGAAACGGUGUGUACCUGCAGAGCAGCUGGAAUGUGUUGGACGGGCUCCUGGUGUUUGUGUCCCUAGUGGACAUCCUCGUCUCCAUAGCGUCCACCGGUGGGAACAGAAUCUUGGGAAUGCUGCGGGUCCUUCGUUUGCUCCGCACGCUGCGACCGCUCAGGGUGAUAAGUCGUGCUCCGGGUCUUAAACUCGUGGUCGAGACCCUGAUCACAUCUCUCAGACCCAUCGGGAAUAUUGUUCUCAUCUGCUGUGCGUUUUUCAUUGUGUUUGGAAUUCUGGGAGUCCAGCUGUUUAAGGGCAAAUUCUUCCACUGCGAGGGGCUCAAUGUGAGUAACAUCACCAAUAAAACCCAGUGCCUGGAGGCGGGCUACCUCUGGGUUCGACGGAAAUACAACUUUGACAACCUGGGACAGGCGCUCAUGUCACUCUUUGUGCUGUCGUGUAAAGACGGCUGGGUCAGCAUCAUGUAUGACGGCCUGGACGCUGUCGGAGUGGACCAGCAGCCCAUAAGAAACAACAAUCCCUGGAUGCUGCUGUUCUUCAUCUCCUUCCUCCUCAUCGUCAGCUUCUUUGUGCUCAACAUGUUUGUGGGCGUGGUGGUGGAGAACUUCCACAAGUGUCGACAGCAGCAGGAGGAGGAGGAGGCCCGGAUAAGGGAGGAGAAGCGGCAGAAGCGGCUGGAGAAGAGGCGGAGAAGGGCCCUGGAGAAGCCAUAUUACGCCGAGUACUCCCCGCUGCGUCGAACCAUCCACACCGUGUGCACCAGCAGCUACCUGGAUCUCUUCAUCACCAUCAUCAUCUUCACAAACCUCAUCACCAUGAGCAUGGAGCACUACAACCAGCCUAAGUACUUCGAGGAGAUUCUGAAGUACUGCAAUUACGUCUUCACAGUGGUUUUUGUCAUCGAGGCCAUUCUCAAACUCAUCGCCUUUGGCCUGCGCCGCUUUUUCAAAGAGAGAUGGAACCAGCUGGACCUCGCCAUUGUGCUGUUGUCCAUUAUGGGCAUCACGCUGGAGGAAAUAGACCUGAAUGCUUCCCUCCCCAUCAACCCCACCAUUAUUCGCAUCAUGCGGGUCCUGAGGAUAACGCGAGUGCUGAAGCUGUUGAAGAUGGCUACGGGCAUGAGAGCUCUGUUGGACACGGUGAUGCAAGCGCUGCCUCAGGUGGGGAAUCUGGGUCUGCUCUUCAUGUUGCUGUUCUUCAUCUAUGCAGCUCUGGGAGUUGAGCUCUUUGGAAAACUGGAGUGCUCGGAGGAGAAUCCGUGCGAGGGCCUUAGCCGCCAUGCUACCUUUGACAACUUCGGCAUGGCUUUCCUCACACUCUUCAGGGUGUCCACCGGGGACAACUGGAAUGGGAUUAUGAAGGACACACUGCGCGACUGCCGCCCGCAGGACCGCCACUGCCUCACCUACCUGCCCUUGAUCUCCCCAGUUUACUUCGUGACCUUCGUCUUAACGGCUCAGUUUGUGCUGGUCAACGUGGUGGUGGCCGUUCUGAUGAAGCACCUGGAGGAGAGCAACAAGGAGGCGCAGCUCGAGGAGAUGGAGGAGAGGAAGGAGAGGGAGGAGCAGAAGGAGAGGGAGGAGCGGAAGGAGAGGGAGGAGCGGAAGGAGAGGGAGGAGGCCGACCGACGCCUCAGUGCGGCGUCUGCGGGCGGAGACCUGGAGCUGAGCGUGGACGCACCUGCCCAGGUGCAAGUUGAGAAUGAGGAGCGUUCCCACGGCAACCUGCUGAGCAUGGGACGCAUGCUGUCUCUCCCCAGCGACAGCUACCCCCAGCCACUCAGAUGCUCCCCUUAUCCUCCCAUUGGCCACGAGGCCUUCACUGGUCACAGCUACUCAGGCUCCAUGUCGUCUCUGGGCUCCAGUGGCGCUGGGUCUCUGCUGCAGGUUCCAGGAGCGCUGCCCACCAUCAGCCACGCUUCACUGGGCUCUGGACGCAGCUCGAGGCCAAUGAUCUGCCUCAGCACCUCUCAGAGCAUCGACAGACACUCCCCGCACAGACUCAGCCCGGCCGACAGCCUAGAAGGAUACAGGUUAAGUCCGGCCCACAGAAUAAACAGGCACAGGCUGAACUCGGCCCACAGCAUAGACGAGUACGGGUCGAGCCCAGCCCGGCGGAUCGGCAGACACAGACUCAGCUCUGCUCACAGCAUGGACGGAUACAGGCUGAGCCCAGAUUACAGCGCGGACAGGCCGAAGCUCAUGUCCAGCCACAGCAUAGACAGACACCCGUCGCUCCGCCUGAGUCCCACGCACAGCUCCAGCAGACGGUCUUCGUGCUGGCUCAGUCCCGAAGACGGUUUGGACAGGAACAAGCUGAGUCCCUCCUACGUCCCGGACAGUUCGGUCAUGAAGAGACCGACAUCCUUCCGCUCGGCAAACAGACAGUUACGGAGACAGGAGGCCGUGCGCAGCGACUCUCUGGAUCAGAGCGGUUCGGCCGACGACCUGGCGGAGCCCCGCCUCGCCGUCCCCGCACCCUCCUCCACGGCACCACGCCAGCGCUCGUCCAGCGUGCACACGCUGAAAUACAACCACCCCCAGAGGGUCAUCUCGUGCAGGAGCCACAGCCGGAGCCACAGCGAAACCACUCCACAAGAACGCGUACCUGAGCAGACCAGCUGUGACUCGCAGCCAGAGACAGAUGUUGAAAAAGGGCCUGUCAGCCCGCAGAGCCUGUCCAGUUUGAAGGUCCCCGGCGGCGAAUCCACGCUGUCGGCUCCGCUCUGCGGCUCCAGGGGGGCGAGCCCGCUUCUCGGGCCCGCGUCCGACCCGGCGCCCCAGUCAGACGACGCCGACGAGGAAGUCAGCCACAUUAACAGUUCGGUCUCACACGCGCAGCCUCCCCCCAGCGGCUCCACGAACAAAAGCAGACACCUCAGCCCCAGUCCGGGGGAGCAUAGGGGCCGCCUCAGCCAGUCGGUGUCCCCGGAUUCAUGCAAAAACAAGAAGCAGAGGAUGAGCCCGCCGCCGGGGGAGGAGCCUGUCACUAUGGCGAGCCAGCUGACGGACAGCAGCGCUGAGCUGAGGAGGCGGACUCUGUCGUUCGACGCCACAACCGUCUCUCCUAAUCAACCGGAGGGAAGUUCUGUGGAUGAGUAAAAAAAAAAAAGGACCUGAGAUGGGAUUGGUUAUUCCUCAGAGUGGAAACAAAUGUGCUGCGGAGGCACAUCAGAGACCGAACCAGGAAGCACCCCUGUUUCCUGGCCCACCUGUCUUCUUGUUCAAGUUUUUUUUUUUUUUCGCAAAGGUGUGUGAGCAGAACUCAGUCAGAGCUGUGUGUGUGAGUGUGUAUGCGUUCAAAGACUUAAACCCCUUUGUGCUAUUUUGCACACAAGAUGCACACAACAAGAAGAAGUUUACUUUUCUUCUGUCAUAGUCUUAGCUUUAGUUCAGACAUAGUAGUCACUUUGCGGCUAUAUUUACUCAAACACUAACCUUCCCCCAUGCUUGCUGUCCUCCUCCUCCUCCUCCUCCACCUCCUCCUUGCACCUCAAGCCUAGGUCAGAAUACAGUAUUAGUCUGACGAGAGAGCAGAUCUGCUAUUGUACAUAAGCACCUUUAAUAAUCAUUUUAUUUGCUGAGUAGUUUUUCUUUUUAAUAAUCACCAGUUCAUUCUUAGGUCUAUAAGGCGACACCUUCAAACAAAAGUCUUAAAUAAAGGAAAAAUUGCUUUUUUCGUUUGCUUUUUGCAAAGCGUCAAACAGGAGGAUUGAACAUAAACGUGUAAUGUUUUCUCUGUUUUUGCUUGAAAAUGAUCAAUUAAUUAAUCAAGUUGCUGCUGAAACAUUUUUUUGUUGAAAUCCAGUUUAUUUUCAAGUGUUAUUUGAGUAAAAUUCUUUUUUUUAUUUAAGAGGAUCUGAAAUUUUCAGUGUUUAACUUACAUUAUGAUGGAGAAAUUCAUUUAAAAAUGAUUAAUUUUCAAUUAUAAUCAUGUAUAAGUAGAUGGUACAGGAGCGUUUAAGACACAUUGCUUUAAAAUAUAUAUACGUUUUGCAGCAGCUUGUGGAACAAAAUCAAGAAUCAUACAUUUGGAGUUUUUGUUUUCAGCUAUGACCCGUCUUCAGUAAACUGCCUCUGGAUGGUGCUUGAUCGUUAACAGAUUACAAAUGCUGUUUUUAAAGGGCGCCUGAAUUCACCCAGCCCCGACGGCCUGAAAAAUCUAUCUGCUCCUUGGACCUUUAAGUCAAAGUCAUGUAGUGUGACCUGGGCUUCAGUAGUUUCUACCUCGCUUUUCUCCCGAUCAGAUACCCGUCAGCUUAGUUUCCACUCACUCACUCCCCUCACAUUUUCCUUUUACUGCGUCUUAGUAUUCUCAGGGUAGAGGUAGUUCAGACACAGCUGAGUGUGAAGCAUGUGAUCGGACCUCUGCAGAGUCAGAGCGCCCCCUGCUGCCUGAAGCCGGAGCUGGCCCCUCUCUCUGUCUCUCUGUCUCUGUCUCUCUGUCUGAUGUGUGAAGAGAUUAUGCGCUGUGGGUGCGGAGCGAGGAAGCAGAUGUGCAGAAGGGCUCAUUCAGGUGAUAAAACAGUGCGUAAAACUUUGUAGAAACGGUUGAGAGUAUAUUUUAUUAACACAGCAGAGAUGGUACGAGAACUAAAGAGGUGAAUUUCUACUACGACGUUUCUUUUUGAAUGUCAAUAUAUCUGCUCCUGCUCCUGCUGCUGCUGAUGAUGGUGAUGAUGACGAGGACGGAUGAUGGUGAUGUCAGUGUUGCAGGAUGUUGACGAUAAUAAUAGUGACGGUGAUGAUGAUAAAACUGGAUGGUGGCAAAUAAUGUUCCUGCAGAUUCACGGGAGCAGCGGAUGAUUCACAUGAUUGGACAGUGCUGGAUUAAAAACCACUUCCUGUCUGACUUUUA
Messenger RNA from Mugil cephalus (flathead mullet), 8990 nucleotides. RefSeq names its product voltage-dependent T-type calcium channel subunit alpha-1I-like. NCBI's taxonomy places the organism in Eukaryota, Metazoa, Chordata, Actinopteri, Mugiliformes, Mugilidae. Gene Ontology annotation, molecular function: voltage-gated sodium channel activity; low voltage-gated calcium channel activity. Bases 521 to 7234 code for a protein of 2237 amino acids. The record is from RefSeq and is a predicted model, not a curated record. Gene Ontology annotation, biological process: neuronal action potential; sodium ion transmembrane transport; calcium ion import. Gene Ontology annotation, cellular component: plasma membrane; neuron projection; voltage-gated calcium channel complex. The transcript has 35 exons.